AUGGCUCGAGCGACCUGGAUCCGCCUUGCAAUUUUAUGCUCUUCUGUGACCGGCGCCUUGGCUGUCGGCACUGCGCUCGGCUUUGGUUCUGCAACCGUAGGAGGCGGAUCUGCCUCGCCGGCGACCCCGACAUCCAACGCUCAGCUGAUAUCGUGGCUGUCUGACAGCACACAGCGAGUCAUCGUACUCGACAAGGUGUUUGACUUCACGGAUUACUACGGCACGGCAAGCGGCAAGAUCUGCAAACCCUGGACUUGCUCCCCCAACCCGCAGGUAGCCAUCGACGAGAAUGACUGGUGCGAGAACUACGAGCCGAGUGCUGCGACGGGCACGGCCACGUGGUACGUCAGCGGCUCAUCGCAGACAUACUCCCUCGCUGUCGGGAGCAAGAAGACCCUUCUAGGCAAGGGGUCCGCUGGAGGAAUCAAGGGAAUAGGUCUGUUGAUCAAGAACGCGGACAACGUCAUCAUACAGAACCUCCGCAUUUCCGACAUCAAUGCACAAUUUGUUUGGGGAGGAGACGCUAUCUCGAUUAUUGGAUCCACCCACGUCUGGAUUGACCACAAUUACAUACAAAACGUCGGUCGGCAGAUGGUUGUCACCGGAUACGACCCGGCAAAAGACGUCACGAUCAGUAACAACGUCUUCGACGGGCGUGCGACGUAUUCCGCUUUGUGCGACGGAUACCACUACUGGCUCGCGUUGUUUACCGGAACGUCGGACACGAUCACAUUCAACCAGAACCAUAUCUACUACACGAGCGGACGUGGUCCCCACAUAGGUGGUACCAGCGGGUACACGCAAUAUGUCCAUGUCGUCAACAACUAUUACGACACGCUCGAUGGACAUGCUCUUGAUUCCGAAGUUGGUGCCAUAGCAUUAGUGGAAGGCAAUUACUUCAAGGGAGUGACCACCCCAUCGCUCACCGGUGGAACGGGCAGCGAGUAUUUCAUGCAAACUUCAAGCGACGCGAGCACAUGCCAGAGCUCGCUUGGGCGUACUUGCCAAGUCAAUACGCUCCUCAACUCUGGAUCGGUUUCACGUCUCAACAACGCCGUGCUCAGCGCGCUUGCAUCCCAAACAGCUGUGACGAGUUAUGCGCCGCUGACUGCUGCUGCCGCUGCCGCAUACGUUCAGGCUUCCGCGGGUGUUGGCAUCGUCAAUUGA
This is a messenger RNA of Punctularia strigosozonata HHB-11173 SS5, 1167 nucleotides long. Its product is annotated as putative pectin lyase D. The record is from RefSeq and is a predicted model, not a curated record. Gene Ontology annotation, molecular function: pectate lyase activity. NCBI's taxonomy places the organism in Eukaryota, Fungi, Basidiomycota, Agaricomycetes, Corticiales, Punctulariaceae. The transcript is spliced from 16 exons. The coding region runs from base 1 to 1167 and encodes 388 amino acids.